AUGCUUCAUCUUCGGAACCAAGUAAGUCACUGUUCCUUGGGUGGUUACUCCCUUUUUCCCUACCGCCUUGCUGACGCCAAUAGUGGUUUUCUAUUGUUCGGAUCAUGGUGGUUCAAAGGUUACCACUGGAUAUUCCUGCCUUUUAUUGCCUUUGGCGUAGCCUUCAACUUCAUCGUGGUUGUCACUCUUUGUCUCUGGAAAGCGUUCCGGUUUGUGCGACCUGAGCGCAAACUGCCGCCACCCGAGACGCCGGAGUCGCUUAUGCUCAUCAUCCCAUGCUACAACGAAAACGAGGAUGAGUUGCGCAAAUCGCUCGACUCGCUCGUUGAGCAGAAGGGAAUCGACAAUCAUAAGAAGGCCAUUUUCAUCAUCUGCGAUGGAAGGGUCCGAGGGCCUGGAAUGACCGAAACCACUGGGGACUGCCUCCUCAACACCAUCUUGACGGAGAAGACGUCGACAAUACAUAUGAAGAAUGCCUACUUGGCCUGGGACAAGAUUCCUAUGGAUAUCAUCAUGCAGAAGGGAACUUACAAGGGCAUGCCAUAUAUGUGCAUUGUCAAGAUGCAAAACAGGGGCAAGAGGGAUGGGCUCAUCCUCCUCCGGUCCUUCGCCUACAUGUACAACCUUCGCCACGAAAGACCAGCGACCAUCAUGUCACAAAGACUCUUCGGAGAAAUGGCCAGCUUUGUUCUCGAUGAUUGCGAGAUUGACAACUUCCACUCCAUUGUCGGCAUGGACGCGGACACGGUCUUCGACCCCUGGUGUAUCUACCACCUGAUCCAAGAAAUCAGGUACCCGGAUACGUAUGGGGCGUGCGGCGUCGUUUGGGUGGACUUCAAAGACGGGGCCUGGAACCCUUGGCGGCUGAUGCAGAACUCGGCGUACACCGUUUCCCAAGGUUUGCCGCGUCUGCACCAAUCGACCGUGACGCACAAAGUCUCCUGUCUUCCCGGCUGCUGUCAGAUCCUCAAGGUGUGCGAGGAAAAUAACGGCGACUACACCUUGCGCGAGCUCUUUGGCUACUGCCCCAAACCCACCGACUCGAUGCUGAAGCAUCUCCGCGGUUCCUACAGCGAGGACAGAAACCACGUCUGCCACGUCUUGACGUCCAGACCGCACGUCAAGACGCGGCAAGCGAUCCGGGCGACCGCCUGGACUGAUGUGCCAACCUCGCUCUCCGUCUUCAUGUCGCAGCGCAAGCGCUGGUCCAUGGGAGCCACGGUCAACGAUCUUCAUUUGGCUACAAGCCGGGGGACUCAGUGGUUUGAGAGGAUCCGCGCCUUCUGCAACGUGCAGAUCUGGUUUUGCUCCCUCUUCAUCCUUGGCUCCAUCGCGGGGCUGAUCCACGCCGCCCUGCACGUCCCUUGGUACUGGACCGUCGGAUUUUUGGGGGGAGUCCUUGUGCCCUACAUUUACAUGGUCACGCUUGUAUUCUGGAUGCCCAAGACCGGGAAAGCGCGGUGCCAGUAUCUGGUCGGGCUGGUGAUCUACAUCUUCACAGGCCCUUUUCUGACCAUCUUUGUCUUGCUCUACACGACGUGGCACCUCGACUCGUUUGGGUGGGGCAAAACGCGGAAAGUCAUAUCCGAGGAGAGUGGUGAUGGAGGGGAUGGGAGCUCUGAAGAGGACGAGAAGGCGACGUCAUCGCAGAAUAAUGACCAAGAAGCCACUGUUGGGCUUCCAAGAUGA
This is a messenger RNA of Westerdykella ornata, 1689 nucleotides long. RefSeq lists its product as uncharacterized. Gene Ontology annotation, cellular component: cell periphery; cell septum. The record is from RefSeq and is a predicted model, not a curated record. The transcript has 3 exons. Bases 1 to 1689 code for a protein of 562 amino acids. Lineage: Eukaryota; Fungi; Ascomycota; Dothideomycetes; Pleosporales; Sporormiaceae. Gene Ontology annotation, molecular function: chitin synthase activity.